Acanthosepion pharaonis is the source of this 2733-nucleotide messenger RNA. The record is from the annotation of a GenBank genome assembly. Lineage: Eukaryota; Metazoa; Mollusca; Cephalopoda; Sepiida; Sepiidae.
AUGACCCCCGAAGGUGACUUGACAGGCCGGCUGCAGACUUGCCACAACCUUGAUGGAUUCACACCGUUGUGUCUGAUUCCUGUGCACCGCCAUUUGCAUUUUCAGUCCGGAGUUGGUUGUACAUACAUUGUCACACAGCGUGCAGGCUGUGAAACUCUGCGUCUGAAGAAUGUCAAUUUUUUUUUCUUUAUUACUCUUUCCUUGUUUCUAUUUCUUAGUUUCCUUGUUUCUAUUUCUUAUUUUCCUUGUUUCUAUUUCUUAGUACUCUGUUCCUUGUUUCUAUUUCUUAGUACUCCUUUCCUUGUUUCUAUUUCUUUUCCUUGUUUCUGUUCCUUGUUCCUUGUUUCUUUCUUAGUACUCCUUUCCUUGUUUCUUUUCUUAUACUCUUUUCCUUGUUUCUAUUUCUUAGUACUCUAUUUCUUAGUUUCCUUGUUUUCUUAUUUUUUUCCUUGUUUCUCUUUCUUAGUACUCUGUUCCUUGUUUCUAUUUCUUAGUACUCCUUUCCUUUACUCCUUUCCUUGUUUCUAUUUCUUAGUACUCUGUUCCUUGUUUCUAUUUCUUAGUACUCUGUUCCUUGUUUCUAUUUCUUAUUUCUUUCCUUGUUUCUAUUUCUUAUACUCUUUUCCUUGUUUCUAUUUCUUAGUACUUUUUCCUUGUUUCUAUUUCUUAGUACUCUUUUCCUUGUUUCUAUUUCUUAGUACUUUUUCCUUGUUUCUUUUCUUAGUACUCUUUUCCUUGUUUCUAUUUCUUAGUACUUGUUCCUUGUUUCUAUUUCUUAGUACUCUUUUCCUUUACUCUUUUCCUUGUUUCUAUUUCUUAGUACUCUUUCCUUGUUUCUCUUUCUUAGUACUCUGUUCCUUGUUUCUAUUUCUUAGUACUCUGUUCCUUUACUCUUUUCCUUGUUUCUAUUUCUUAGUACUCUGUUCCUUUUUCUAUUUCUUAGUACUCUUUUCCUUGUUUCUAUUUCUUAGUACUCUGUUCCCUUUUUCCUUGUUUCUAUUUCUUAUACUCUGUUCCUUGUUUCUUUUCUUAGUACUCUGUUCCUUGUUUCUAUUUCUUAGUACUUUUUUCCUUUUUCUAUUUCUUAGUUCUUUUCCUUGUUUCUAUUUCUUAGUACUCUGUUUGGUUUCUUUCUUAGUUUUUUUCUUGUUUCUAUUUCUUAGUACUCUUUCCUUGUUUCUUUUUAGUACUUUUUCCUUGUUUCUAUUUCUUAUACUCUUUUCCUUGUUUCUCUUUCUUAGUACUCUUUCCUUGUUUCUAUUUCUUGUUCCUUGUUUCUAUUUCUUAGUACUCUUUUCCUUGUUUCUAUUUCUUAUUUUGUUUUCCUUUUUUACAUCAUCGUCUUUCGCCUUUAUUAUUUUGUUUCAUUGCUUUUCCUUCAAUCUUCUUUCGUUUCAUUCUUUCUUUUUCCUUCUUUUUCUUUUUCCUUCUUUUUCUUUUUCAUUCUUUUUCCUUUUUCCUUCUUUUUCUUUUUCCUUCUUUUUCUUUUUCUUUUUCCUUCUUUUUCCUUUUUCCUUCUUUUUAUUUUUCCUUCUUUUUAUUUUUCAUUCUUUUUAUUUUUCCCUCUUCUUUCUUUUUCAUUCUUUUUCCUUUUCCUUCUUUUUCCUUUUCCUUCUUUUUCCUUUUCCUUCUUUUUCGUUUUCCUUCUUUUUCCUUUUCCUUCUUUUUCUUUUUCCUUUCACGCAUUCGCUUUUCUUUUACUCAUUUUCUAGUUUUUUUUUCCUUUAUGUUUUGACUUUCUUUUUUGACACAACCUUUUCUUCCUUUUUUAUGGUCAUCUCCCUUUAUUUGGUUACUUCUUUUUUCUUUCUUUCUUCUUUCCGUUUCUUCCGUUGUUAUUUUUCUUUCUUUCUUCUUUCACUUCCUUCUCUUUUUUUUCUUUCUUUUUUAUGCCUUCUCCUUUUUCAUUGGGUAAUAACAAGUGGCGAAACUUCUUCCCCAUAUAGACAACACAUCACCCUUGAAGAUGGCGGCAAAGAUAUCAACCAAUCAACGACAGUCUUAAUUUUCGUUACUUCAGUUUUUCUUUUCCAAGCUUUUUUUCUAUUAACAAACUGCUGGAGAGCGAGCUGGAUAGUUUGCUUCGUUACGAUCCAGCUAUCAGCAUUCACACAGCAAAAGGUGCGUCGUUUGUUUAUCUUUCGGUCAUUUUUAAAUGACCUGACAUUUAAUCUAUCUAUCUAUCUAUCUAUCUAUCUAUCUAUCUAUCUAUCUAUCUAUCUAUCUAUCUCAGCCAUUUCAUCUAUCUAUCUAUCUAUCUAUCUAUCUAUCUAUCUAUCUAUCGCACCCAUUUCAUCUAUCUACUCGAAUUUUUUCUUAUCUAGCUAUCUAUCCGAAUUUGUCUCUAUCUAUCUAUCUAUCUAUCUAUCUAUCUAUCUAUCUAUCUAUCUAUCUAUCUAUCUAUCUAUCUAUCUAUCGCAACCAUUUCACUAUCUAUCUAUCUAUCUAUCUAUCUAUCUAUCUGAAUUUCUUCUAUCUAUCUAUCUAUCUAUCUAUCUAUCUAUCUAUAUAUAUAUAUAUAUAUAUAUAUAUAUAUAUAUAUAUAUAUAUAUAUAUAUAUAUGAAUUUGAUAUCUAUCUAUCUAUCUAUCUAUCUAUCUAUCUAUCUAUCUAUCUAUCAUCCGAAUUUCUUCCUACCUAUCUAUCCGAAUUUAUUCCUUUCUAUCUAUCUAUCUAUCUAUCUAUCUAUCUAUCUAUCUAUCUAUUUGAGUCUGUUAAUAUUGCAACCAGUUAG